This is a messenger RNA of Aspergillus thermomutatus, 609 nucleotides long. Its product is annotated as Minor allergen Alt a 7. The transcript is spliced from 4 exons. Bases 1 to 609 code for a protein of 202 amino acids. Lineage: Eukaryota; Fungi; Ascomycota; Eurotiomycetes; Eurotiales; Aspergillaceae. Gene Ontology annotation, molecular function: FMN binding; NAD(P)H dehydrogenase (quinone) activity. The record is from RefSeq and is a predicted model, not a curated record.
AUGGCACCAAAAAUUGCAAUUGUAUUUUACUCUAUGUACGGCCAUGUGCAGCAGCUGGCCGAAGCGGAAAAAAGAGGUAUCGAGUCUGCAGGAGGACAGGCCGAGAUUUAUCAGAUUGCCGAAACCCUCCCUCAGAAUAUCCUGGACUUGAUGCACGCUCCACACAAGUCGUCCCAUCCUAUCAUCGGACCAGAGAAAUUGACCGAGUAUGAUGCCGUUCUCUUUGGAAUCCCGACCCGGUAUGGAAAUUUUCCAGUGCAGUGGAAAGCGUUCUGGGACAGCACGGGCGCGAUAUGGCAAAGUGGUGGCUAUUGGGGCAAAUAUGCUGGUCUUUUUGUUAGCUCAGGAACACUCGGUGGGGGCCAGGAGUCCACCGCCAUCGCCGCGAUGAGCACGUUAACUCACCACGGCUUCAUAUACGUUCCGCUUGGUUACAAGCCUGUGUUCCCACUCCUGACCGAUUUAUCCGAGGUUCAUGGCGGCAGUCCAUGGGGUGCGGGAACCUUUGCAGGACCCGAUGGCAGUCGCCAACCGACAGCUUUGGAGCUUUCAAUUGCCGAAGCCCAGGGCAAAUCGUUCUACGAGCAUGUCAGCCGAGUCUCGAGCUGA